GGAGCCCCGCCCAGAAUCCCCGGGGAGGGGCUGGGGGCGUGGUCAGGGCGGAGCCCCGCCCAGAACCCCAGUCGGGGCUGGGGGCGUGGUCAGGGUGGAGCCCCGCCUAGAAUCCCCAGUGAGGGGCUGGGGGCGUGGUCAGGGUGGAGCCCCGCCUAGAAUCCCCAGUGAGGGGCUGGGGGCGUGGUCAGGGCGGAGCCCCGCCCAGAACCCCAGUCGGGGCUGAGAACCUGGACUUAACCCACGUUACCGCAGCAGUAAAUAAAUAACAAGAUUGAACUGAGUCUCCUGUAAAGAAUCCGGGAGCCCCGAGAACAGUUCCGAGUCGUCAGCCCACAGCGCAGACCGAUGAGCCGCCCCAGCGGUCCCGGAGGGGGGGGUCUUGCCCUCGGCCACCCCGCCCGACGCCGCGGAGCCUCCUCCUCCCGGCCCGGGCCCCCUCCCGUCGGCCCCAGCUGUCCCCGGCCACCUGUUGCUGUCCAUCACGGGCCACCGUCCUGCGUGCUACCGCGUUUGGGGCCCAGCUCGGAGACUGUAGGUCUCCAUGACGACCAGAGGCUUGGAGGAUCUGGAUGGGGGCCUGGGCAGCUGCCUCCCCAGCGAUGAGUUCCCGUUACUGGAGGAACCACGCUCCGGCCGGCGGCCAGACGGCAAGGCCCGAGGGGCAUCCAGGCCGGCUGACUCGAGUAGCUGGACGCAUGUCCUCCAGGCCCCAGGGACUGCAGGCGCUGCGGAAAAGGAGCUCGAGGCCAGGGAGGCUCCGGGAACCAGCAAAGGGACGCCGAAAGCUGGGACAAGUCCCCGGAGCGUUCCCGCGCGCAGGAAGUUGCAGGCUGCGCCUCCCCUGAAGCCGCCGCCGCCGCCGCCCCCGCCGCCGUCCAGCGACGACCUGCCCUGGGGGGACCUGACGCUCAACAAGUGCCUGGUGCUGGCCUCGCUGGUGGCGCUGCUGGGCUCGGCCCUCCAGCUGUGCCAGGACGCGGUGGCCGGGGAAGUGGCGGUGGCUGCCCCUCCGCAGCGGGUCCCGCCCAGUCCUCCACCCCAGAAGCCGAAGGCGCCCGCGCCUGAGCCCCAGCUCUCGGGGCCUCCACCCGGGCCCCCCGAGCCCCCCGAGCCCCCCGGGCCCCCGGCACAGAAGCAGGACCCGUCUGAGGCCGCAGAAGCCCAGGGUGAGCCUGGGGGGUCCGCCCCGGAGGCCUCUGGGGAGGAGCGCGCACCCCUAGGAGACCGAGGGUCCCAGGAGAGGCCGCGGAAGGAGAAGCCGAGGACAGGAGAGAAGCCGAAGAAGGAGAAGCCGAGGAGGGAGAAGCCCGGGAGGGAGGAGAGGCGGCGGGCCACCAGGGAGCCCGGCCCGUUCCUGUCCCGGCGCCGGGAGGCGCGCGAAGGAGGCCGGCGGCCGUGGACGCGGGACUCCCGGGAACUCGAGCACGGGAAGCGGCCGGCCUGGGCUCCCCGGCGACGCCGUGACAGCGACAGCCGGCCCAGACAGAGGCCCCGUGGGGGGACGGGGCGCGACUGACCCCGCCCGUGUCCCGCGUCCCCUCUCCCUGCAGCCCCCGCAAAUAAAGCUCGUGCCGCAGCA
Messenger RNA from Peromyscus maniculatus bairdii (prairie deer mouse), 1582 nucleotides. RefSeq names its product junctional sarcoplasmic reticulum protein 1 (gene Jsrp1). Gene Ontology annotation, biological process: skeletal muscle contraction; regulation of ryanodine-sensitive calcium-release channel activity. Gene Ontology annotation, cellular component: sarcoplasmic reticulum. The record is from RefSeq and is a predicted model, not a curated record. NCBI's taxonomy places the organism in Eukaryota, Metazoa, Chordata, Mammalia, Rodentia, Cricetidae.